AUGGAUCCCCGCAUCUUAUCGCCUAACACGCCGAUUCUCCGACUCUCCGAUCUCGCCGUUGUUAGCCGACUUCACUCUUUUGUCUCCACUCACGGGCGAAACUCCGCCAGAACAGCCAUGUCGCGUCUGGCUGCUUGUGAGGCCUGCAGGAAGGCCAAACUAGCAUGCGAUCAUCAGCUGCCCGUCUGUACGCGUUGCAGUGCUAGCAAGGGGAUUUGUAUCUACAGGACUACGCCAUUUAAGCGGAAAAGAGUCGAGAAGCAAAGCCUUGGUUCACCAGAUGAAUCGCCGUCAUUUAAUCCAAGACGUAAUCCAUACCCAAACCCUGGGUAUCUAGGAUCGUCUAGCCAUGCAGCUAUAUUCAAGCACAUCACUCCGGAUGGAGACCAUGGUCCCGGUAGUCAUCAAGCAGUCCCGGAGGAUCUGCACUCGGACUUAUUUGGGGACAAUCAUCUGGUUCUACAAGGCGCAGAUAUCCUCAAACACCUCUUGACAACAUACAAGUUGUCCGCCAUGAAAGAUCUCGUCAUGUUCUGGCUAGCCAAAGGAGCUAACCUGGCCUUAGCAGAGCCCUUUGUUGAACAAUGUGCUCAGAGUGUGAGCCAAUUGUUCACUUAUCAUGACGACAACUGGCAUCUAGUCUAUGCAAGACGUCUCUUGCAGAAUUCGGCCCAGCCACUGCACUUCAAUGAUACCUCUGACCUGGCUGGUUUCUCGGCUCAAUUUCUAGAUCACAAUUCUCGUUGGGAGACAUUAGGGAUAUUUUUUGCCGCUGUCAGUCGAGCAACAAUUGACAUCGCAUUCUUUCCGUCUCUAUAUACCACCGAGCAAGAGCAGUACACACUUCGAAGACUAUGCACUAAACUUUGUGACUACGCAUUGGAGAUAUCCCUAUCUCUAGAUUGCCUAAAUGAUCUACAGCUGAUCAUGCAAUACGAGAACUUUAUCGUCCAUUCCUACGUGGAUGGAGAUCAGAGCUAUCAUUCCUGGCGCAAACUAGGCGACGCCAUAUCUUCCACAUUUGCCCUAGGCUAUCACGAAAACAUCGAAAUAAAAGCCGGAAUCCCGCCAUAUCUGAAAGAACUGCGCAAAACAGCCUUCGCGCGCAUCUACUCUGCAGACAAGAACAUAGCAAUAUUUCUCGGCCGCCCACCACGAAUGAACAAACGCUUCUGCCACUUCCAGAUCCCUUCCUGCCCGAACGCAGAAGAAGGCUCAGCAGACUGGACUCCAGAUGCGGAACCAGGGUACCGGGCUGAUACGCGGUGGUCUGCGUUGUGCGCAUCGCUGAAGGAGGAGAUAUGGGAGCUUCUUCAGGACAAGCAUGAUCCGUCAUGUGCACAACGAGCAAGCGUGAUACAAUGCCAAGCAGAGACGCAGUGGCAACACCUACCAGCCCACUUCCGACUCGAGAACAGUCUGAAGAAAUGUACGCAAGGGCCCUUCGAGCGAGACUUUGUCGCUGGUGUACGGCUGCACCACUUACAUGUACUAUUCCUGCUCCGUCUUUUACUCCUUAAAUCACCGACCGAGCCCGAUCUGCCGAUCAUCAAGACCGCGGGUCAGAUGCUCACGCUCGUUGUGGAGAUUAUUUUGCUGCGGGAUCAGCUCACUAAUUCCGGGACGGGUCUGAUUUGGAAGUCGACUAAUCUGGAUGCUAAUCAGGUUGCGUAUUACGGCCUCCCCGCUGCGGGGAUAAUGCUUUUGGCUAUGUUGAAACAGCACAUGCCACGAGCGCACCGGACACGGUCGUUACAAGAUCUCAGUGUGUUUGUAGCGGAGGUGCAGAUCGGGACGAUUGUUAAACCAGGGGAUCCGAAUUACGCGUUGCUUUCUAAGGCUACGCAGACUAUACAGCGCUUUCUAGACUCGACUCAUUCCGACCCGGCACAGUCUCUGCCUGAACUAGCUGGGGUUGAGGGGAAUGAUGACUGGGCGGCGCUGUUGAGUCAGGAUUUGUGGGAUUUCGAGGCUGGGUUUUGGCAGAGUUUGGCCGAUCAUCCGUCCUUGUUGGCGAUUGAGCCCUCUUUGCCUCCUGUUGUUCCGGCGCCGGGGAAGCGCGAAGGGUACGAUGAAGGAUUCAGGUUAUUUCCAGACGAUGAUACGGCACUCAAAACGGAGCCUACAUUUGUGCAUUUUCUACAAAGAUUCGAGGACUUGCUCGAGGGCUGCGUGAAGGAUGGCAAACAUCUGCUGGAGAUUUACCAGCGUCUGUUGCAACAAGCCAGAGAGGCGCUAGACUUACCGACAAAAUCCGACCCUCGUCACCAUAACUUUGUCUUAACGAGGAGAUGGAUGAUGGUUAAUCCUCGACGGGCUAAAGAAUUCCACGGUAUCAAGGCAAAUGCGGCCGGAAUGAUGGGAUCAAUUUAUAUCUGGAAUCAUCACCGACUGGAUGCAUGGAAGGAAAUUGGUCUAAUGAAGGUCCUGGCAGGAUGA
Messenger RNA from Penicillium expansum, 2439 nucleotides. Its product is annotated as ATP adenylyltransferase, C-terminal. Gene Ontology annotation, molecular function: zinc ion binding; DNA-binding transcription factor activity, RNA polymerase II-specific; ATP:ADP adenylyltransferase activity. Lineage: Eukaryota; Fungi; Ascomycota; Eurotiomycetes; Eurotiales; Aspergillaceae. The transcript has 6 exons. The record is from RefSeq and is a predicted model, not a curated record. The coding region runs from base 1 to 2439 and encodes 812 amino acids. Gene Ontology annotation, cellular component: nucleus. Gene Ontology annotation, biological process: regulation of DNA-templated transcription.